Messenger RNA from Ascochyta rabiei, 1245 nucleotides. RefSeq lists its product as uncharacterized. The record is from RefSeq and is a predicted model, not a curated record. Lineage: Eukaryota; Fungi; Ascomycota; Dothideomycetes; Pleosporales; Didymellaceae. The coding region runs from base 1 to 1245 and encodes 414 amino acids. The transcript has a single exon.
AUGUUCUCCAAGGUUACCGCUCUCUUGGCACUUGCUGCCAGCGCUUCCGCGCACAUGAUCCUCGAGUACCCCGUCCCUUACGGCAACAACACGAUCAACAGCUCUCCGCUCGCACCCGGCGACUACCCGUGCAAGCAGCGCUCUGGCGUCUAUGAGGUGACUGAGAUGAACCAGUGGAACGCUGGUGAGACGAAGACCAUCUCCUUCAUCGGCUCUGCAGUCCACGGUGGUGGCUCCUGCCAGUUCUCCAUGACCACAGACACUGAGCCUACAGAGUCUUCUCAGUGGAAGGUCAUCCACAGUGUCGUUGGCGGCUGCCCGUCUAACGUCACAGGUAACCUAGAGGAGAACCCUGCCGGCCAUGGUGCUGCUACUUUCCCCGUCACCAUGCCCGAGAGCAUGCCUGAUGGUCGCUACACUUUCGCCUGGACUUGGUUGAACAAGCUCGGAAACCGUGAGUUCUACAUGAACUGCGCUCCUGUUCAGGUUGGUGAAGCCGGUGCCACUGCCUCUGCUGCCAACGCCGCCUCCGCCCUCGGCGCUCUCCCUGACAUGUUUGUUGCCAACUUGCCCGAUACUCAAUGUGCCACCACUCAGGGCGAGGACUUCAACUACCCUGAACCUGGCUCUUCCCUUGUCGACGGCAACAGUGCCAACCUCGGUGACUCUCUCUCUGGCGCUGGAUGUGCUUCUAUGACCAAGCUGGGUGCUGGUAGCGGAAAGCUUGGCUCGCCUACUGGAGGUGCCGCUUCUUCGGCCCCAGCUGCUACCCAGCCCGCUGCCUCUUCAGCUGUCGCGUCUGCUCCUGCGGCCUCAGCCCCCGCUGCCUCUUCAGCCCCUGGAUACUCCGCCGCGCCUGUUGCCUCGGCCUCGCCCGUUGUUUCUGCUCCCGGUGUCUUCGCCCCUGGUGCUUCGUCUGCACCUGCCGCUACUUCUGCGGCACCUGCUACCUCGGCUGCCCCGGUCGCCUCUGCUGCCCCGGUCGCCUCUGCUGCUCCUGUGGCCUCCGCCGCUCCUAGCACUCCUUCGACUGGCGAGGACUGCACGCCCUGCACCAACGACGGCGCUGUGGUCUGUAUCGGCACCAGCUCUUUCGGUCUCUGCAACCGUGGCUGCGCUGUUGCUCAGCAGCUCGCUGCUGGCAUGGCCUGCACAAACGGUGGGAUCAGCGCCGCCGUUACCAAGCGCUCUUCCCCCCGUGCGCAUUUUCACAAGCGUCACGGCUCAGGCCUUCGUCUCCUCUAA